Pieris macdunnoughi is the source of this 1053-nucleotide messenger RNA. The record is from the annotation of a GenBank genome assembly. NCBI's taxonomy places the organism in Eukaryota, Metazoa, Arthropoda, Insecta, Lepidoptera, Pieridae.
AUGUGUACAACCUUUAGCCGUAGCGGCCAGGCGGGUGUCAACCAGCUGGGAGGUGUUUUUGUCAACGGCCGGCCCCUCCCUGACAUGGUACGAAAGAGGAUCGUCGAGCUGGCCAUACUUGGUGUGCGACCCUGUGACAUCAGUCGACAGCUACUUGUCUCUCAUGGCUGCGUCUCCAAGAUCUUAACCAGGUUCUACGAGACCGGGUCUAUUAGACCUGGUUCUAUCGGCGGGAGUAAGACGAAGCAAGUGGCAACACCGACCGUCGUGAAAAAGAUACUGCGUCUCAAGCAAGAAAACCCUGGUAUGUUUGCGUGGGAAAUUCGCGAAAGACUUCUCAGCGCGAGAGUGUGCGAGCCGCAUUCCAUACCAUCGGUGUCUUCUGUUAAUCGGAUUUUGAGGAACAGUGGCCUGGCUUGGAGUGAUGAUGAACCUAGGAACCCUCAUGAAACCUACGCACAACCAGAAAUAACACAAAACAUGAUGGACUACAUGAAGAAUAUGCCCCAUACUCUACCGCAGCAAACACCUUACUUCCCUCACACCGCAGUAAGAGUUCCACCACCGCAAACUGAUUACGACAGGCGUCUAGCUACCACUUGGCUUCUGGCCAACCAGCAGGCGCAACUACUCAAGCCAUACCCUAUAUCCCCCUGGCAGAGAGUCAUGAUGCCCUACCCAGACACUAAAACCUUCUCCCCCUACUCUCUAAAUAUUCAAGAAAGGCCAGACGAAGUCAAAUCUGAAACGUCAGAACAAAUAUCAGUCGAAACCAGUGAUGAUAGCACUGAUAGGCCUGACACCGACGACCAAGAAUCAAAAGUUAAGGAGAAAAAGAAAAAUCCAUAUUCUAUCGAGGAGCUCCUGAAAAAACCAGAUAAAAUUGUCAAUACUAAUCCUAUAGGGUUCCAGAAUUUUCUUCGGCAACCGAGCGGCAGUUUUAUAGAGUGCGAGAAGACCUUAAGCAAUCGAAGCUCGCCGGCAAGUUAUUGCUCUGUGCAAAGUGGAGGUUCGAUUGAUUGCUCUGUGGAAUCGAGUUCCGAAAAGAACUAG